Eutrema salsugineum is the source of this 1166-nucleotide messenger RNA. RefSeq lists its product as uncharacterized. Bases 206 to 943 code for a protein of 245 amino acids. The record is from RefSeq and is a predicted model, not a curated record. The transcript is spliced from 4 exons. NCBI's taxonomy places the organism in Eukaryota, Viridiplantae, Streptophyta, Magnoliopsida, Brassicales, Brassicaceae.
ACUUCGCUUUCUCUGGUUCUCUCUCUUCACUUUUCUUCUUCUCUUCUCCCUAAGCUCCAUAGGCACUAAACCACUCUUUUGACCUACUGUGAGUGAGAGAGAGAGAGAGGGCUGCAAAGAUAAAAAGGGAAGACAUCAUUGAAGCUCUUUUCUCUUUAUUUCAGAAUCUCAUAACCUAGACAUCUCUUCAUUUCAAGAAAAAAAAAUGGUUUGGUCUCGGAAACAUUUCUUCUCAAUGCUCUUCUUCUUCCUCUUCUGCUUCCUCUCUCUCUUCACUCGUCCUUCUCUCUCCUCCACGUUUCUUGUAGACGGUGUCUCUGUCUGGAAAUCUCCCGUUGUUCAUAUCGGCGACUCCGUUAUUUUCAGACAUAAGUACGGAUACGAUCUCUACAUCUUCAGGACCAAAGAUGCAUUCAAUGUCUGUGACUUUACUCAAGCCACUCUUCUUACAAAGCCUAACUCCACUUCUUUCACGUGGUACCCAUCAAGACCAGGCUCUUACUACUUUUCCUUCACAAACAACACAUCUCUUCCCAAAACCUGCCAACCCAACCAGAAGCUCUCAGUCCAAGUCAUCCUCGCCGCCGCCGCAUCUCCGCCGUCACAACCACCAACACCGGCGAUCGCACCUGUUCCAGUCUCGGAAGGAGGAGUGAUAUCGUCUUCUCCGUCUUACCCAUGGCCUUUAGGACCAAGAGAAGGUUCAGCUCUCUCUCCGGGACCUUCUCCGUCGGAGAUCACGUCGGUGACAGUUCCCGGGAAAGACGGAGUCCCGUUCAUCAACAGUAAUCCGGCGGUUCCACUUCCCACCGGAGAAGUCGACUCUACUUCCAUUAACCCUUUACCCACUUCCACAAAUUCAGCACAUCAGGUGAUGAUGACAGUAACGGUGAAGCUAGUUUUGUCUUGUGUAGCCUUGUUUCUUCUACUUGUAGAGAGAUAAUUAGUAGCAGUUUUUCUUUGACAGUUGUAGCUUUUUAUGGAGGAAUGAUUACGUUUUCUGAUCUUAUUGCUAAUCCAAAUUAACAUUAAUCUUGUAAUCAUUCAUUCUCCCUUUUGCUUUUAAUUUUCUCUUAUAGUAAGUAGGUGCUCUCUUGUUAGAAUCUUAAGGAGUUUUUAUUUUAUUAUAUUUUGUGAUGUGCAUUUUAAUAAAUCAGUGUGGUUUC